AGAAGUUUCGAAAUCGCCCGCCGUUAGUUGGGCGUUCUUGCGCUCGUCGACUGCCCUGCCGAGCGUCCGCGCGAGAUCUGAGACUCGGCGAGGCACCGCGAUGAGUGAGCAGCGGGGAAACGGGCGCCGCUGGUGGAACUGGCGGCGGCGUCGGCGCCACAGGUACAAGCUGAAGGACGCGCACUCCGAGGAGGACGUGUCGCUGUACGACGCCGACCCGCUGCCCAGCCUGCAGAAGGUCACCACGUCGGACGACACGCUGCUCAACCCCGACCGCAUCCACGUGCACUAUGAUGACGACGAGGACGUCGACGACGCCGCCGCCGCCGCCGCUGUCUUCGCGGUGGACCAGGCCGAGGCCGAGGCGCUGUGGGAGUCGCUGGUGUGGCGCGAGGACAGCGUCGAGGACGAACCGGACACCGACAAGUGCCUGAGCGAGAGCGAGGUGGAGAACACGGAGAGCGAGGGCGAGGGCGAGGACACGCCCAAGGAAGGCGGCUGCAACGCCGUGCAGACCAUCGUGGAGCGCCUUCGGGCGUGUGGAAUCCGCCACGGGCGCGCCGUGGACCACGACCUGCGCCGCGACAGCUACACGUGGACGUCGCACGACCUGCGGCAGUUCCUGCUGCACAAGGCCCGCCUGGAGCACGGCGGCCCCUACGACCACAUCGAGGACGACAAGAACGAGAGCUUCGAGCUCACGCACGCCAAAAACCGACGCAACGCCACCUCGUACCGCCACCGGACGUCGCCACCACCAACUUCUGCGUCGCCGCCGCCGCCACUGCCCCCGCCGGGCCCGUCCCCAGGCACGCCGCGCCCUCCGGGCAGAGGCGCCAGGGCCUCGGCCGCGGCCCUCCUGCGGGGGCAGUGGCGGCCGCGGCUGACGGCGCCGCGGAGCUCCGUGCAGCUGGAGCACGUAGGGAUGCGGGACAUGUCGCCGCCGCCGCCGCGGCCGCGCCUCUGGUCGCUGCCCGCCAUCAUCGUGACCCAGAGCGAGGACCCCAAGUCACCGUCGCCGCCCAAUUACAGGGACGAGUUCGGCGACGCCAUGAACUACCUGACGGUGCCGAGCGCCCACCGCACGCGGACGCGCUCGGACGAGGAGCGCGAAACGGGAGGCGACGCCACGCGGGGGAAGCCCCUCGCCCACAGGGCCUCGGCGCCCGCGGGCAGCGUGGAGGUCGAGCCGCACAGCGUGGGCGCCGGCCUGGCGUCGGCGACAAAGCUGGGCUCCAUCAUGGACCUGUGGGCGGGCAACUGGGACAUCCGCGCCGACGCCCCCAGCCGCGACGACAGGGCCUUCCCCCGAGGGUCGCCGCCCCCCGACCCCAGGCCGCAGCCGGCGCCGGAGUACCUCCAGUACGAAGAAUCCUUUAUGUACGGGCGUUACUCGGCCAACCUCGCCGAGUACGCCCGUCAGGAAGCCCGCCGCCUCCGCGAGGACGACCACCACAAGGACGAGGUCCUCUUCUCCAAGGAGCUGCAGCCGUACCGGGGGAGGGUCGCCAGGACCUGCAUAUCCUUCAUCAGACCCAUAUGGGACCACACCUUCGCCCGGCUCGGGGAGGACUGGGUGUUCCUGUUCAUCCUGGGCACCGUCAUGGCCACUAUAUCCUUCCUCAUAGAUGACAUUGUCCAUAUCUUCUUUAGUACCCGAACGCGACUCCACGAUUACCUUGGCGACACCCACUGGGGGCUGCAGCUGUUCUCGUGGGUGAGCAUCCCGACGCUGCUGGUCAUCUUCGCCGCCGCCUUCUGCCAGUGGAUGGCCCCGUCCGCCGCCGGCUCGGGUAUCCCCGAGAUGAAAACCAUCCUCAGGGGCGUCGUGCUCAAGGAGUACCUCACGUGGAAGACCCUCCUGGCGAAGAUUGUGGGUUUAGCGGCUGUAUUAGGAGCAGGUCUACCACUUGGCAAAGAAGGUCCAGUCAUGCACAUGGCUAGUAUUGUGGCCACCAUGUUGACCAAGAUGCUGCGAUACAUCAAGGGAAGCGUAGAGAACGAUGCCAGAUCAACUGACCUGCUUGCCGCUGCUUGCACCAUGGGCGUGGCCGUGUGCUAUGCUGCACCCAUUGGAGGUGUUUUGUUCAGUAUUGAGGUAACGACGGUUUACUUUGCCGUGAGAAACUACUGGCGAGGGUUCUUUGCAGCUGUGGUUGGGGCAAUGUUCUACCGCCUCAUGUCAGUUUGGUUCAUGGGAGCCAAAACCAUCUACCCGCUGUUUAAAGUGCAUCUUGACUUCGACUACCCCUAUGACGUCAUUGAGCUUCUGCCGUUCCUCUGUAUUGGCAUUGUGUGUGGUUUUGCUGGAUCUCUGUUUGUCUACCUCCAUCGGAGAUAUGUCAUGUUCAUGCGAUCGAACAAGAUGCUUAAGAACUUCCUCAAGAAAAAGCGCCUCUUAUAUCCAACCUUCGUGACCAUAGCAAUCUCCAUCAUGACCUUUCCAGAGUGUUUAGGUCAGUUCAUGGCAGCAACAAUACCCGCAAGUCAACAGAUCCUGCAGCUGUUCAGCAAUGUGACGUGGACGAAGCAAACUGAGAUCCUGUCAGAGGAUCAGCAGAGAAUCCUGAGCAAUUGGCUCCCUGACGUGGAGGGGAACUUCCACCUCAGCCUUUUUGUCUUCCAAAUUGUUACUGUAAUUCAGAUAGCUAUCUCCUCCACCUUGCCUGUGCCUUCUGGUAUGCUGAUUCCGUUGUUUAAGGUUGGAGCAGCUUUUGGCCGCCAAAUUGGUGAAGUCAUGGCGUCUCUCUACCCGUCGGGCAUCGCCCCCGGCAGACCUAUUGUCCCUGGUGCUUAUGCAAUGGUGGGAGCAGCUUCAUUUUGUGCAGCUAUUACUCACACCAUUUCCAUCUCCGUCAUUGUCUUCGAAUUGACUGGACAGAUUACUUACGUCAUACCAAUUAUGAUUGGUGUACUUAUAUCAAACUGUAUAUCAUCACUCCUGCAACCAUCUAUAUAUGAUAGCAUGAUUCGUAUAAAGAAGCUCCCAUAUCUACCUGAUAUCAUAGCUACAGGAACAGCGGAUGUAUAUAACAUCUACGUGGAAGAUAUAAUGGUGCGAGAUGUGAAGUACAUUUGGUAUGGAAUCACAUAUGUUGAGUUGAAGAGAGUCUUGAAGGAGAAUCGUAAGCUCAAAUAUCUUCCAUUGGUGGACAAGCCAGAGUCAAUGAUCCUGCUUGGGUCCAUCCAGAGGAUCGAGUUAGUCAGACUGCUUGUAGAACAGAUUUCAUCAGAAAAGCGCAGGAAGGAGGCCACAAGAAGGCAUCUUGAAGCUCUAAGGCAAAAGUGGGAGGAGGAGGAUGCGGCUGGAGGACCUAAGCAGAGCCGCAUCCGAUACGAGGAUGAGAUCAACGAGUAUGGUGAUGAUGAGCCAGUGACUACGCCAAGUCUCAUGCACAGAUUCUCAAGAUCUUUGAGUAGAUCCUUUUCACGUUCUAGAUCGGGUUCCAGGUCACGUUCAAGGUCCAGAAGCCGCCAGGAAAGCCCAUCCAGCGACAGCGACGAUUCCUCCACCUCCCCGCCGGGGUCACCUGCAUCCACACGCUCAAAGCACGAUUCCGACUCAGCCACACCACCUGGCUCUCCAGCUGUUAAUCGCCUGAAGGAUCUUUUCCCGUCAAAGUCUCCACUUACCCGCAAAUCAUCACGAUUUUCAGUAAGCAAGGUGGAUGGUGUAAUUACUGGAGGGGAAUCAGAAGGCGACGGCAAAGGAGAUGCUGCUGAAGAUAGCACAGGAAAGCCAGUCAAGAAGCGUUCCACCUUUGACCUCCUCAAGGACACAGGCAACAAGUUGCGCAGUGCAUCCUACCGCAAGAAGGAGAAUGGCGAGAAGGACCCAGUGAAGGAGCUGCGCAGAAGAGCCACUCUGAAGAGAUCAAACUCACUGGAUUCAGCAAGUUUCAGAGCAGUCAGCACUGAGGAUACAUCAGACAGCAAGGUUGCAAAGACAGAAUCUCCGAAGAAGGGCAUCCUGAAAAGACGAAACUCCUUCAGUUUGGGCAGCGCAACAACACCCAUUGCCUCACCACCAGAAACUCCGUACCAGACCAUCACUGCAGGAGAUACAAAGCUUCGCAGUGCCUUUGAGAAGAUGCGCAUGAGAAUGGAAAGCGCGAGUUCAAUGGAAUUCAAACUCUCUCAGAUCUCGCUCUUCAAGUCAAAGAAGAAGGAGCAAAUAAUGAAAAAGCCUGUUCUGGAUCUGACAGAGGAAGAGAGAUCCGUCUGGGAGUUGGUGGAAUUGUCGAAAGAGGUGGACUUCACAAGAUGCCACAUUGACCCAGCACCAUUCCAGCUUGUUGAAAGAACUUCACUCCUUCGAGUUCACUCCAUGUUCUCUAUGCUGGGUAUUAACCAUGCUUAUGUGACUGCCAUUGGACGUCUAAUAGGAGUGGUGGCUCUUAAAGAGGUCCGCAAUGCUAUUGAUGGCCAGUACGUAGGUCAGACAUCAAAUCCAACCCCUCAAGUGAGCUCUCCCAAUACGCCCACCUCCCCCAUGCGAUCCACUCUUGUUUCAGGGACAUCUCCUCAGAGACUUUCUACAUUUAAUCCUGUCAGCUUUUCCGACCCUGAGGCCGGCACACUGUCCCACAGGGGCUCUAGGACUCAGUUGGUCAAUUUUACAAAUGGUACUUCACACAGCUGAGGAAGUAAGAUUUUAGGAGAUUAAGGAAAUUGGUGGACACCCGUGAACUGUGAUCUAAGUCGUGAACCUUCGUCACUUGUUGGCAUCACCAGACAUUGACACCUGAUGCUGCAUUAUAUCUAUAGCAUGAGAUGGCAUGUGAUGACUGUUAAUUACCUACUGUGGAAAUUGACCAAAGUUGAGGACAUUCCAGUAUUUAUUUUCAAGCAGUGCUCUUGACCAUUUUGUGUUUCAGAACAUGUUUAUGACCCUUCUAGAGAGGAGUUAAUAGAUUUUCUGUUCUGACGUCUUUGAAAAUGGAAAUAUUUUCAUUGAAUAAUUUCUUUGUCUCCAAGAUAUAUGUGAAAAUGGAUAUCAUUGGUGACUUUCUGGCAUUUGUUUUUAAAUUUAGUGUGUUUGUAGUGAAAUAUUUAUGACCUUAAGGAAAAAUAUCCUUUUGUGCUCAUAAUGUCUAUUUGAUCCAAGUAGUAUUAAAAAUUAACAUGUUAUCCUACAUAUGAAAGGAUAAUUAGUCCUUCCAUUUAUGUAGGGGUAAAUAAUGUCCAUUUGUUAUUUUGGUAUUCAAAUAAUUAGUACCAUAGUUUGCAGAAUUUUUUUAACAGGAAACCAUAGCAAGAGAAUUUUAAAAAUUGGAAUGGUCACAAAUAUAGAGAAAAUAUACAUGUAAUGUAUGUUAUAAACUAAGAAGCAUAUUGAUUUCAUAACCAGUCCAAAACCCUUUUUGAGUACAUGCUUUAAAUGUUAAAGCCUUGGACAAACUGAACUGCAUUUUCAGGGCCACUGUGGAGGAAGGCGUACUGUGAUAAAAGUUACCAGAGCAAUAGCUAUGUACCAUUCCUUACAAAGGAUGAAAUUAUGAUUUUACUAUUAUUAUUACAAUAAUUACUUAUUAUUAUUAAUUAAUAUAAUUAUUAUGAUUAUUAUUGUUUCUUACUGCUCGUAACUAUGCAAUUAUUUGUAAUGAGUUCCUCUUAACUUUGCUUGUGUGAUAAUGGGAUUCUAGCAAGAUGCCCUCAAUCUUAAUUAUAUUACUAAUGAUUAUAUCAUAAAAUGUUCCUUUUAUGAAGUUUCAUGAUAUGAUUUGGGAAAUGCGUUAUCUCAUUACAGAAACAUCGGCACAAAUGCGUCUUUCACAUCUUAGUCAUUAAGCAACCUUUUUUUGGUAAUAUUUUUGUUUGUAUGUCCAUAAAUGAACUUUGUUUGUUUUACACAGUUCAUUUUUAGAUAAUUUCAUUACAGUGUACUCAUGAUGUAUUAAGUACUUUAGUAUAUACGGAUUAAAUUUGUAACUUCUAUAUGUGAAUCUCAUAUUUGUUAUUACAUGUGUAUUAUAUAGAAUUGUUUCAUUUUCUCAAGCAGUCACCAUCCUUCCCUAUUUUUCCAAUUUUUAUAAUAAAAGAGAGAAAGGUGGAAAUAAGUAGCCUUUUUUUUUUUUUUUUUUUUUUUUUUUUUUUUUUUUUUUUUUUUUUUUUUUUAUUAAAUAUAUCUGCUUGUGUUGGCGCAAUAUAAUCCAAAUGCCCAAUAUGCAAUUUCAUGUGUGGAGGGAUUCCUCUUACAGAAUUUCCAAGCUUUUUUCCUAAUACUGCUCUUGCUUUUAUAAGGGAAUGUGUUUUUAUAUUGUCAUAAAAAUGUUUUCUCACCCUGUAAAUGUACACCCUUUUAUGGAACCUUCCUCUUACCUUUUUCUUGUUUAAAACCUGGAACACCCAUCAUGUUCUAAUUCUUGGGUAGGAGAGCUCCAAAUAAUUUGUAGUAAAUUCAUGCAAAAAAAAAUAUAUAUUGCUUUACAGGCUGCUUUGCAAGGUAGGUUAAACACAAUGUAGGGUAUCAUACACAAAAGCUUCUCUUAAAUACUGAAUCACAACAUCCAACAUUAUUUCAAUUUGUAAUGCACUAAAAAGUUCUCGAAUCAAUUUGUGAUGUCUUGUUGGUGCACGUAAUGCUAGUGCUUUGUUCCAUUCCUCAGAGCUUACUUCUUUUGGUUAUUGUUGGGAUCUUCAUCAAGGCAUUCAUAUAAUACACAUUGACCUUAAUUUUUGCUUUUUGACUUCAUUUCCUUUACUUUUAGUAUAUUCUAAUUCAUGUAUUAGUAUUUUCUAAUUCAUGCAUCCCUGUAUUUACACACAAAGUGCUUAUGUUAUUACUUAGGUAAGAAUCAUGUACUCAUAAAAUGUACAAGGACACACCAUUCCCUCAUUUUUCAUGAACACAAGCAUGUGUGUAUGUAUGAAUGAUUUCUCUUAACCUUAGACUGUAAUUGGGAAAUGUCUUAUUUAUUAUACCUAUCAGACUUGCCUUCAUAAUUGUAUGUGAAUGAUUGUUAAAGAUUAACAGCAUAUUCUGUUUUGUUUAAGUUCCCCAUCUCAGACAUGGAAAAAACAGUUUUAUACCCAGUGAAUUGAACCAUUGAAAAAUUGUUGAGCCUUUGAUAUUGUAAUAAAUAUUACAAUCAAAACAUGUAUAUUGAAAAGUCAAAAGUGCCUCCUUAUAUAGUGUGAUAGUUUUCCCAACGAGGAAUUCCUAUAAAUUUGGAAAAUAGGGUUGAUAAAUGUGAUAAUAAAAAAAAUGUAAACACUUGUUGCCACAUCAGAGAGGAAGAAUGUAUGUGAUAGAACAUAUGUUGGUAUUUUUUUAAGAGACAACCUUUCAUCUUUCUUAGUCAUCUCACAAUCCAUGCUCAAGACUCAUCGUCCCUUGAUUUUAAGAACAUUGAUAUCUUUCUAAUUAUUUGAUUCUUUGAUUUGGAGUAGUGGACUGGGUGUAUUUUUGAAACUUAUCUUAUUCUUUUAACAUAAUGAGACUGAUGCUUGGUUUUCUUUGCUUUGAAAACCAUAAAAAUGUACACUUUGAGGUCAGGAACCUCUUUUUACCACUCUUGACUGCCUGCAAACAUUAAAACCAUUUAUACAAAAAGAGCAUUUUCAAUUGAGAAAGAAAAUGGCUGUUUUAAUGGAUUUCAGUUUUUGCAGGCUAAUACAAAUCUGAGUGAGUGCUAGACCUAAGAAGUCCAAAGUCCCCACAAAUAAAAUCCAUUUAGCAACUCUCUUUUUCUCUCUUUCUCUCUCUCUCUCUCUCUCUCUCUCAUAUUUCCCCCCUCCUCCCUCCUCCUCCCUCCUCCUCCCUCCUCCCUCCUCCCUCUUCCCUCCUCCCUCCUCCCUCUUCCCUCUUAUCUCCUCCCUCCUCCUCCUUCCCUCUUCCCUCCUCCCUCUUCCCUCCUCCCUCCUCCCUCUCUCAAGCAACUUUUCCUCCAAAUCGCAUACUUUUAAUUUUUCUUCCAGUUGUGUUAGAGGCCUUUACAGGAGGAUAUUGUCUUCUGUCUUGUACUAUCUUCAAAUGUAUUGUUCUGGAGUUACUAUGUACUUUUUUAGCUGAUAUUUGGAAUACUCUUGAUUUCUAGUACAUGAUUAUUGCAGUUGCUAAGAGGUGUGAUCUGCAUGGCCAUUUUAUUUAAUAUAUUAAUUUAAGCUGAAUGUGUCUGAUGUUACUUGAAAUGUUUUUGCAAAGCACUAUCCUCUAUAUCACAGAACCCCUAAAUAUUCUUAAACAUAAAAAAUAAUCUAGGAAAUUAAAGUGUCUCACAAAGUGUAGGCAAGCUGCAUAAUCAUUACUGAUGUAUUACAUUUGCAAAAAUCUUUGGUAAAAGCAAUAUCCCCAAAUAAAUAUGCUUUAUAGCCCUACUCUCUGCAGGUUAAAAACAUGUUUAAAAAACUAUCAAUGGCAUAUAAUGUUAGCUUGAGACAUGAAAGAGAUGCAGAACAGUACUUUACUCUUAACAUUGCAGUGUAUACUAUAAUAUAUUGACCAAGAAUUUGCAGUAAUAAUACACUCAUUUUUCUCAGAUUCCUUGAAAUGUGGUUAAACUGAACAGUGGUUUUAUGUAUAUAACUUUGAGCACUAACAAUGAUCUGUAUCUCGUGUCACAUUCCCAUUUCUGCUCUCUCUUUCCAUAGCAGCCAGUUUGACUGUAGAUCAGUGCUGAUUCUGAAAACAAAGCUAGCUGCAUUUAUUUUUGCAUUUUAAACUCAUGGAUGAGGUUUGUAAAGAAUAUAUUGAAGUUCAUCCUGCCUCACAGAGCACUUACAGCAUAUGAAAAACACCACAGAUAUAAGGUGCAUACAUAUAUAUGUGUAUAUAAAUAAAUCUAUACGAGUGAUAUGUACCCUUUGUGACAUCAGUCAUGUUUCUUACAAUCACAUGUCAGCUUAUUUACCACAACCCCAUUUUGAUGGUUGUAUUUGCAAGCCUGUAUUUUUUACUGAAUUAUCCAGCCCAGCUAAGCCUAUUAGUUAAAAGGGUUAUUCAGCUGAUAAGAAAGAUGGGAUAGAAUACUGUAGAUAGCAUGAAUGCUCUUCCUCAUGCUGUAUAUGCUCACCUUUUGAUGGGUAAAACCAUGAUUGUUGGUGCUCGUCCACGUCUUUUCUUCAUCCCUACAAACAAUUUACAAAUGUGCCACCAGAGGGUUGAGCACAGGGUCAUUUGUUUGAACUUGAGUGUUAUUUUAUUACUCAUUACAUUCUAUGGCUUGCUAGAUAAAGACUUUUGGGAUUGCCCUGUUUUAUCUGUUUGUGGAAUGAGUUUUUAUUAGCAUUAUUUUUUUUUAAUUAAGAGAUCAUUCACUAUGGUAUAUCAUGUCUGUUUUCAUACCAAUAGAAUGUUAUAAAAGACAAAGCAUCAUGCAAUAACCCUCCUGUUUUGUUUGAAUGUGCUAAUUAUCUCAACAAUUGGGCAGAUUCUGCAUGCUCAGUAUUAUGUACUCAAGAUGAAAGUAACCAAGUUAUCAAGUUGUAUAAUUAUACAUUUUGUUCAAUUUGAUAUUUUUCCUCUCCUUAAUAAUGUUAACCAAAUACUGGUGUGCAGUAAAUGCAUCAUUUUGAUGAAUGAAACAGUUAUAGAUUACAUUAGUUUCUUUACAGUUAGUUCAUUUGUAGCAAAACCUUUGUAUUCUUCUAUUGAAUUUUAUAUUACAUUCAUAAAGUGCAAGUUUAUGAGUAAACUGAAGUAAGAAUA
Penaeus chinensis is the source of this 9649-nucleotide messenger RNA. Its product is annotated as chloride channel protein 2-like. The transcript has 25 exons. Gene Ontology annotation, biological process: transmembrane transport; chloride transport. Gene Ontology annotation, molecular function: voltage-gated chloride channel activity. NCBI's taxonomy places the organism in Eukaryota, Metazoa, Arthropoda, Malacostraca, Decapoda, Penaeidae. Gene Ontology annotation, cellular component: membrane. The coding region runs from base 101 to 4642 and encodes 1513 amino acids. The record is from RefSeq and is a predicted model, not a curated record.